AUGCACAUCUCAUUUGGUCAACAGCUGGUUGGGCUACUUGCCGUAUUCUCCACGGCAUCCGCCCUCAGCACAACAGUCGCCGAUGCCGACAUCACCGGAGCCAGCACCAAUGUCUCCAGCACCUUCUCCACCAGCGUCACCGGCACUCGCACCAGCACCCCGUUGCCCAACCCGUUAGAAAAGAGGGCCCCGUCCCCAUCAAACCUGGCGUGCUACAACAUACAGAAGAAUUGCAAGAACAACGAGGUUUACGAAGGCGUCAUGGCCUCGAUGGCAGACGGUAUGUGCCAGAAUAGGGAUAUCAAGGAAGUGGUCGCCGGGCCCGACUUUAGGGGGGUGGGCGUUCUAGCAAAGAACAAAUACUGGCUCUCGUAUAACGUCAAGAUAUUGUGGAAGAGCGGCUGUACCAUGCCCGAAGGCACCAUGAGGAUCGACGAACCCGGGUACAAAGUAUCCUGCGCCCAUCUGGUCAAGUCUACGUGGAAUGACUGCAACAACGGCGGCCGUGGCGGCAGUAUUGACUAUGGGUGUCUGCAGUACCACUUCAAUAUCAUCAACGGCGAAGAGGCAGGGAAUGGCUACUGCCGUGACAUUCCGUUCGGCAACUACACGGGCUAG
Diaporthe batatas is the source of this 618-nucleotide messenger RNA. RefSeq lists its product as uncharacterized. Lineage: Eukaryota; Fungi; Ascomycota; Sordariomycetes; Diaporthales; Diaporthaceae. Bases 1 to 618 code for a protein of 205 amino acids. The record is from RefSeq and is a predicted model, not a curated record. The transcript has a single exon.